GAGCCACUUAAACAUCUAAUGGAGUACCUUGUGUUAAUUUGUUCAGGGUACAUUUUCGCAACUCCUCUCAAAUCUAUCGCAGGAGCUUCCUCGGUUCCACCCGGCCGACCGAGGCCCGUACAUCCCUAACCAAUGACGCAACCGCAUCUCCAGCUUCCACUCACCCCACAGCAUCCCAAACUCAUCUUUUCCUUUCCCUUCUUUCCCCUUACCGAUUCCCCCCCUAUCGCAUAUCCUCCUUGUCCCUCACCUCACUUUUCGUCCCUUCUGCCCUAGCACAAUGGCGAAACUCACAACCCCCUCCGAAAAUCUCUCGCUCCCCGGCGCAAAGCUCGCCAUAGCCGCAGCCGAAGCCAAAGCGGCAGAAAUCGGGGUCCCGAUGAACAUAGCCGUAGUCGACGCAUCCACCCAUCUCCUCCAUUUCAGCCGCAUGCCAGGCGCGAAGAUCACCAGCAUCUCCAUUGCGAUAGAUAAGGCUUUCACCGCAGCGGGCCAUCGGCAGGGUACGCAUUUGUACAAGGAGGCUGUUUGGCCGGGAGGAGCGGCUUAUGGAUUAGGAAACACGAACGGAGGGCGAUUCACGACAUUUGGGGGCGGAUUACCGAUUUUGAAUGCGAAGGGAGAGGUGGUUGGCGGGAUUGGAGCGAGCACAGGGACGCCGGUGCAGGAUCAGCAGGUUGUGCAGGCGGGUGUGGAUGCGUUGAACAAGGCUUUCAAGGGGGAGGGGAGUCUGAAGGCCAAGCUUUAGAUGUCGUGAUUCUUAUUUCACUGUACGAAAAGUCUUCGCUGAAAUCGUGGC
Molecule: messenger RNA, 799 nt
Organism: Amorphotheca resinae ATCC 22711
Lineage: Eukaryota; Fungi; Ascomycota; Leotiomycetes; Helotiales; Amorphothecaceae
Exons: 2
Coding region: 281-748 (155 amino acids)
Source: RefSeq, a predicted model, not a curated record